AUGGAAGAGUACCUCACCAGCCUCGGCUUCCUGGUAGCCAGUCUCCUCCUGCUUUUCUUCCUGCUCCCUGUCCUCUGUAAAAACAACAGUACAGCAGCAAUAUUCUGGCACACAGUCCUGGAGGAGAAGCUGGCAAUGCUGAUGACCGGCACCAGCAGAGAGAGCAGGAUUCUACAGUAUGUGUUGCAGAAUGCUGUGCAAGGUGAUGCAGCGAGUGUAGUGGAGAAUAUCGACAAAUACUGCCGGGACAAGGAGUGGGCGAUGAAUGUGGGCGAUGAGAAAGGUGCAAUUUUGGACAGGGUGUUGGAGGAGGCAAAUCCUUUGACCGUGCUGGAGCUGGGCACAUACUGCGGUUACUCAGCUCUCCGCAUGGUCCGCGUGCUUCAACCUGCCGCUCGCCUGAUGACGGUCGAGUUGAAUCCCACCCACGCAGACGUUGCCAGGCAGAUCUUCCACUUUGCCGGAGUUGGGGGAAAGGUGGAAAUUCUGGAAGGUGCCUCUGAAGAUAUUAUUCCUCUAUUGAAGAAGCAGCACAAAGUGGACUCGGUGGAUUUUGUAUUCCUCGAUCACUGGAAGGACCGUUAUCGACCUGAUACCCAACUCCUGGAGGAAUGCGGGCUGUUGAGAACGGGCUCUGUACUCCUUGCUGACAACGUCAUCUCACCAGGAGCUCCAGAAUUCCUGCAGUACGUGCGGAACAAUCCUCGGUAUGUGUGCACACAUUACGCGUCUCACCUGGAGUACACCAAGAUAAAAGAUGGAAUGGAAAAGGCCAUCUAUAAAGGGCCAGUGUGUGUAAAAAUCUCAGAAAGAUAAAAUCAGAAGGCAGAAGAAGAGAUCCUAAAAAUGCUCA
Molecule: messenger RNA, 853 nt
Organism: Amblyraja radiata (thorny skate)
Lineage: Eukaryota; Metazoa; Chordata; Chondrichthyes; Rajiformes; Rajidae
Gene: comta
Product: catechol-O-methyltransferase a
Exons: 4
Coding region: 1-816 (271 amino acids)
Biological process (GO): developmental process; dopamine metabolic process; catecholamine catabolic process
Cellular component (GO): membrane; dendrite; axon
Molecular function (GO): magnesium ion binding; catechol O-methyltransferase activity
Source: RefSeq, a predicted model, not a curated record